GAAUCAUCCGCUGAUGCAGCCACUGACACCGCUACAAAGACUGUCUCCCCUGAGGAUAUCGCCGCCCAGCUCACUGUCGCCAGAUGGCAACUCUUGUCCACGCAGUGGCAGCCCUUUGAGUCCCAAUUCCUUGGCUUCGCGUGGCUAUCGCUCGCUGCCGUAUCCGCUCAAGAAGAAGGAUGGCAAAAUGCACUACGAGUGCAAUGUGUGCUGCAAGACCUUCGGCCAGCUCAGUAAUCUCAAGGUGCAUCUUCGCACGCAUUCCGGGGAGCGACCUUUCAAGUGCAACGUCUGCACCAAGAGCUUCACCCAGUUGGCCCACCUGCAGAAGCAUCAUUUGGUGCAUACCGGCGAGAAGCCGCAUCAGUGCGACAUCUGCAAGAAGCGCUUCUCCAGCACCUCCAACCUGAAGACGCAUCUACGCCUGCACAGUGGUCAAAAGCCCUAUGCUUGUGAUCUCUGUCCGCAGAAGUUCACACAGUUUGUGCAUCUGAAGUUGCACAAACGUUUGCACACAAAUGAUCGUCCCUAUGUGUGCCAGGGCUGCGAUAAGAAGUAUAUCAGCGCUUCAGGGCUGCGCACUCACUGGAAAACUACGAGUUGCAAGCCCAACAAUCUCGAGGAGGAGCUUGCCAUGGCGGCAGCUGCCACAUCCGAGUGUCUAGACAAAGAUUUGCCGGAGCCGGACUCGCGUGAGGCAUACGAGCAGUUGCAACAACACAUGCAACAUCCGCAUCCUGUGCAUCCAAGUCUGCGACAUUUGGCGGGCGGACAGUCGCCGCCGCGUCUCAUACCCCUGGGCGGCAGCAUGCACAUGCAACAGUUGCAACAGGGUCAUCAGCAGCAGCAGCAGCAACAACAACAACAACAGCAGCAUCAGCAGCAGCAGCAACAUGCAACAUCACAUUUGUUGCACUCGCCACAUGGACAUGGCGGUGCACCAAUGUUGCUGACCACCGCCAAUCAGUUGCCACCGCCCACAACGCCGCACCAACACAUGCAACAACAGCAGCAACAGCAGCAGCAACAUCAGCAACAUGCACAGCAGCAACAUCAACUGGCAACAUCGCAUCAUAUGACGCAACAUUCGCCGAAAUCGUUGAAGCCGUUGCAAGAUUCAUACUUGCCACAUGUGGCACAUGUGGUGCAGACGCAGGAGAAUCGACCAUCAGUUAUUGAAUCCUCCAAUCAGCCCAUGAUCAUUGAGUGCACGUAGAAACACUCACAAAAAAAAUACAAACAGAAUUCUAAUUAGAAAUUAAAGUGCAAUAACAAAAAAAAAAAGAAAAGAAAAGAAAAAGUUGUAGAAAUUAAGUUAACGGUACACAGACAGACGCACGUGACUGUAGCACAAGUAUUAUUAUUAGUUUGUACAUAUAGAAUCCACACACACAAUCCACACAAUCCACACACUCAAAAUUUCAACUCAUUUCGCGCUAUGAAGAAAAAAAAAACGAUCUCAACAAUUGGCAAUUCCCAACAAGAAAAACAUAAAAAAAAACGCAUAUUAUUUUUGAUAAAUAUUUAAAAAAAAGCAAAAAAUAUUGUUUAUAACAAAAAUAAAUAAAUAAGCGAAAUGCAAGCAGCAAAUUAAAUACAAUUCAUAAGAAAAUGCAUUUAAAUUUGAUUUGAGUUUUAGUUGUACAUUUGACACAGUUAUGCAUAGAAGUAAACACACACACACAGAACAUAUACAUAAUAUAAUUAUACAUAAUAAUUAUAUAUAAACAAUUAGAAUCAAGUUGCCUUAUUUGAAUUUCGUUAGCACUGAAAAAUAAAAAAAACAAAAACAAUUUGCUUACAAUUCCAAAUUUUGAGCAGAAAGCAAUAAGAACAACAACAAGCGAAACAAGACAAAAGGCAGUAGAAAAAAUAUAGAAAACUGAUGUCAAACUGCAUAUACGUAUUUUAUAUAUAAAUAUAUUUAAUAUAUAUAUUUGUAUGUAUUUUAUGUGCAACAAUUUUGUAAAUAAAUCGAGAGAAAAUGUAUGGAAAAAAUCAAAAUCUAAUGAAUGCCUGUUAAAUUACGAUUAAUGAACCGCUUCAUUCAACUAGUGUUUAGUCUAUUAAUUACGUAGCCAAGUAGUGUUUAAACAUUAUCAUUAUGAUUAUGAUUAUUAUAUGAUUAUA
This is a messenger RNA of Drosophila innubila, 2130 nucleotides long. RefSeq names its product B lymphocyte-induced maturation protein 1 homolog (gene Blimp-1). Gene Ontology annotation, biological process: cell fate commitment; regulation of transcription by RNA polymerase II. Lineage: Eukaryota; Metazoa; Arthropoda; Insecta; Diptera; Drosophilidae. Gene Ontology annotation, molecular function: DNA-binding transcription factor activity; RNA polymerase II cis-regulatory region sequence-specific DNA binding; histone deacetylase binding. Gene Ontology annotation, cellular component: nucleus; cytoplasm. The record is from RefSeq and is a predicted model, not a curated record. Bases 14 to 1216 code for a protein of 400 amino acids. The transcript has 2 exons.